This is a messenger RNA of Amoebophrya sp. A25, 1712 nucleotides long. The record is from the annotation of a GenBank genome assembly. Lineage: Eukaryota; Dinophyceae; Syndiniales; Amoebophryaceae.
AAAGUUGUCGUAAAGAGGCCCAGUGGCGCGCGGAGAACGAGCCAAAAUACGUUCGAAUCCAUGGAAAGUCGGUGCCUACACCAAAAGAUGAAGUGGGGCUGGUUGACGAGGAUGUCGUUGACAAUAUCAACAAUCUGAACAUUGAUGAGGAUGACGCUUUCGCUAAGCCAAAGUCCUCUGGACGACCACAUCCUCCGCUAGUCAAUGCGGAUACGCCCGAGCCACAGCGGAUGUCCCUGAGCGAAAGUCCGGGCAGACCGCUUUCAAUGGACAGCAGUCCGAGCAAACAAGUUUACUUGCCGCCUUUCAUGCGAAAGCGGAGGCAGGAGGAAGUCGAGGGGCUCGCUAGGUCAAAAGGGUCAAGCUUUGCUAACGAGGCGUUGGAGCAGCCUGGGGAUCGCGACUACAGCAGGACUGCGGGAGGUCUGCAAGGAACAGCUAUACCUGGAGGGACGAUCGCACUAGACGAUAUGAUAGAAUAAUUUGUAGAACGGGUGUAGAAUGGACUUGGAUGGAUCGGAUGGACCCCCCUAAGCCUUCGGGUCCUACCUAAAAUGACUAGCGGACCUGGGAAGUCCAUCAUAUCCAUCCGAUGCGUCCCAUCCUGGAUCCGACAACCCUUCAAACUGUUCUAAUAUGUUGAGGACGCCGGAUGUCGGCUCGCCAGGAUUGUCUUAUUGCGGAUCCUCGCCAGGAGCGAGGUGUUCCCUUGAGAGGCAGAACUCGUCAGCUUCAACGCGGGUGCCCAGUAGUGCGUGGAGUACUCCACCCAACACGCCUCAAACUCCGUCUCUGUCUGUUCCAGCUGGUUCAUCUUGCGAGCAAGGUAGUAGAGUACGAUGCCUCUCGACUGGCUCCGCGCCAACCGAUCCCAACAUGGGUGAGUUACUUACUUUUGCACAUCUUUUUCGACAGGAGAACGAGAAAAUGAUACCUGAAGCUGAAGAGCAAAGUAGUAGAACCAAUUCUUCAUCCAGUCCACGAGGAAAGGUUGUGGAUGUUCCAGCAGGAUUUAUCAGCGGAGCCCUUGAUAGUUUCGAUCUUACAACACUACCCCAAAAAGGAUUUUUGCAGGCUGCUGCUGCACAUCAGGUAUUUUUCACAUCUAUGAAUAUAAUAUUGCUCUACAUCUCUUAGUUAAAAGAAAGUGCAGCCUUGUGUGAAAAUUGUAGUACCCUUUCCUUCAUAAUAAAAACGAGACAAUACUGGCAACUACACAGAUGAGUGGAGGAGGCGGUCGAGGUGCCCCAAACGUGCUUGCUCUCAGGCCAAUGCGACGCAACACGGGUUCUUCACAAGCGGGCGAUCCAGUAAAGCGGACCGGGACACCACCGACUGUAGAGGCAGCAUCUCUGGAUUCACUCUCACCCUCGGUAGUGAGUACCAUUGCUGGGUUCUCGCCGUCUUCUAUCGUUGCGACGCCACGCUCACAGGACAUGUCGCCCGCACGUAACUCGUUGGCACUCGUUUCUCCAUCGCCUCGAGGACCACGGCUCAUUAACUCUGGUGGGGUGAUCGUGCCAGGGCAAGAUGGAAGAAGGAGUCCCUCGCCUUCGAGCCCUCGUCCCUCAACACCCCCUGCUCCUACAAGCAGGCUCUUGUUGAGGCGCCAGCCAAAGAGCCCAAUUCAGGAGGAGACAGGAUCAGAGCGUGGCUGUAUGUCGCCACUGGGUGCUGGUGGUUCUGCUGAUCCAACGCAAUCUGCAUUGUAG